GGGAGAAACGCGCUCUUUAGUACCGGUACACUACUGCCUGUCCAAGACCAUCAAGGGUGGCCCCGGGUCGCAUCUGCGAGCCAAUGGGGUACCUAUUUCGAUGCUUCAAGCCUGCAGUGGAUCGUGGACGCUGACCUUUUUUGGGCAGGGGGGGUGUGAUUGGCGAUCGAGUGCCCACCAAAGCGAAGUAAUUCGGACGAUGCAAUCGCUACACUGCCUUGCUACGUGGAUGUACCUGUUAAAAACACAUGCCACAUGCUGCUACCUGAUAGAGACGCAUCAGGAAAACCCUGUCAUAAACCUUGUCGUAAACAUUGUUGAAUGGGAUUUGUCUGAAAGUGCUGCUAGGGCCUUGUCGCUGUGGCUGGAGGCGAAGGACGAUGACAUAAAAAGCGUCUUGUUUGCCAGAAUUCGAAGGGGAACUGUAGACCACAGCCCCUCCGGUGGAGAUUCAUCACAAGGUGUCCAGGUUCAAACAUGUCGUCUCAAGAAUCGGCCCAUGUUUCUAGUAUACAGUCAGCGAAGCAAGUCUGUUGCUGUUCGAUGCUGGAACGAAGUCCAUUUGCUUCAUUUCCCUCGAAUUUAUAGUCAGACGGGGACCAAUCGAUCAAUUGGGUAUCAAUAUCGGCACGAUGCGGCUUGGCUGAUUGUCAGCACCUUAACAGGCACUUAAGUCGGCCAUGCGAGCUGCUCAAUCUUGUUGAACCCUGUAUAAUGGAUAUAUAAUGAAUACUCCAUGGCUGGAAAGAGCUCUCUUGUGUUAUC
Colletotrichum navitas is the source of this 765-nucleotide messenger RNA. RefSeq lists its product as uncharacterized. The transcript is spliced from 2 exons. The coding region runs from base 101 to 673 and encodes 190 amino acids. Lineage: Eukaryota; Fungi; Ascomycota; Sordariomycetes; Glomerellales; Glomerellaceae. The record is from RefSeq and is a predicted model, not a curated record.